GCACACCGACUUCAAAUCACCUCUACUGUUUCUUCCUUUUACGUCUUUUUCUCUGUCUCUCUGUGUGUGUGUUGUCUUUUAAUUUCUUCUCCUUCUCUGCAAAGUCUUGGUUGUUAGUUCUUAAAUUCUCUCUGGAGUAGUACCCAAAAGGAGAGGUAGAAGGAACCGAAAAUGGUGGAUAUCCAGACUGUGUGUUGUAUGUGUGGCGAUGUGGGCUUCCCCGACAAACUCUUCCGCUGCUCCAAGUGCCGCAACCGCUUUCAGCACUCGUACUGCAGCAACUACUAUAGUGAACACGCUCAGCCUAUUCAGGUGUGCGAUUGGUGCCAAUGCGAGGAGAGAAAUUCGUCAUCCAGGCAUGGGAUUUCUUCCAGGAAUAAUAAUAAUAACAGGUCCGCCCAUGCAAAUGAAGUGAGAUCAGCCUACUCCGGCGACAAGAUCAAGCAGCACCACCGCGAAGAGGGCAGCUCCGCCGCCGAGAAACCAACCGGGAAAACCCCUUCCCCACGCCCCACCACCCGCAGGUACAAGCUUCUCAAGGAUGUAAUGUGCUGAUUAUGGACUCAAGAAUUUGAAAGAAAAAAUCCCUUGUGUCCAAUAUGUAUAUAUAAUAUAAUAUAACAAUAAUAAUAUUAAUAUAUAUAUAUAGUAGUAAUUAAUUUGUAGUGAUAGUUGGAGGUUGUUUUCAAGUGUUUUUGUUGACUUUAAAGGAGUUGUAGCUACUUGGGCCAUGUCCCUCUACCUAGGCUAAUAAAUUGUUACAAUAUAUACACGACCAAUCAGUACUACUUCAUGUACUUGUCUUGUCUUAAUUUUUCCUCAA
Molecule: messenger RNA, 823 nt
Organism: Sesamum indicum (sesame)
Lineage: Eukaryota; Viridiplantae; Streptophyta; Magnoliopsida; Lamiales; Pedaliaceae
Product: zinc ion-binding protein
Source: RefSeq, a predicted model, not a curated record